UCAGCCGCUGCGUUUCCCAGCUGGGCUCAGCCCCUCUUUGCCAUGCCGGUGCUCCCUGCCGUCUCCCAGGAUGUGCUCGGGUCUGGCACGGGGAAAGGACCCUGCGCCAGGAACCGAAAUCCCAGUUUGUGGCAUCAACCUGGGCCAAGCGAGCCCCGCGCCCUGCCAGCGCGAGACCCCGGGGUGCGGAUGGGAGGAACAAAGAGCCCUUUGCAGAGCGGGACGGUGCCGGCGGGGGGGUGGCCGGAGCCCCCCACCCCCACUUCCUCGCCGCAGCCCAGCCUGUGCCGAGGGUCCCGGUGCCACCCCGGUGCCACCCCUGCCACCUUCCUGUGACGUCUCCCCAUCACGCAAAGGCGCUUUUGCAGCUUCGGUUGCUGCUUCCUGCCCUUCGCAGGCGGCGGAGGCGCGAGCGCAGGCAAAGCAGCAACGCUGCUCGUCCUGCCAGCCCGGCCGUCUGUCCGUCCUGCCAGCCCAGCCAUCCCAUCAGCUCCGGCCAUGGACUCCUGGGUCCCGGUGUGGCCGGGCGGAGGGGAACCCACGGAUGAUGACAGUCCCCUCUUCAGCACCUUCAAACCCAUCGGCAAGGACAACGCAGCCAGCAGCAAGCCGGGACCCAACACGACCCCGGUCCAGCCUCAGGGAGCAGAGCAGCUCCCAGGACACCACAACACUCACAGCAGGGUCCUGCCAGGCUCCUGGCCAGCCCCACAGGGUUGGUCCUCGCGGGACGGGGACCCACGGCCGGAGCUGGUGGCCCUGCGUGCCCGGACAAGGCUGUGGUUUGAACAGACACAAGCCAGGAGGCUGGGAGCCAAGGGCGAGCUCCCAGCCUGGUUCCACGGCUUCAUCAGCCGGAGGGAGACGGAGGAACUGCUGCAGGAUCAGCCGCCGGGCUGCUUCCUGGUCCGCUUCAGCGAAAGCACCAUCGGCUUCGUCCUGUCCUACAGGGGCAGGGAUCGCUGCCGGCACUUCAUCCUGGACCAGCUGCCCGACGGGCGGUACGUGAUCCUGGGGGAGCGGAGUGCCCACGCCGAGCUGGCCGACCUGCUGCGGCACUACGCCGUCACCCCCAUCACGCCGUACCACGAGUUCCUGACGGUGCCGUGGGGACAGGAUGACGAGCCCCAAGGAGGGAUGCAAACCCCAGCCCGCAGCGAUGCCGCACCUUCCCCACGGAGCAAAGCGCCAGCAAACCCCUCGGAGUACAGCACCAUCUUCAAGGGGACCCCAAGAACCAGGCAGGCAGCCCCCCCGCUGCCCGCGGAGCCCAGCGCUGAGGGAGGCUCACCCAGGGAGGCUCCCCGUGUCCCCCCACCGCUCCCAGUCAAGACCAGCUCCCUGACCGUGGCUCAGGGGCCGCCCAGCCCCGCCGCUCCGGAAGGUCCCUGCGCUCAGGAGCACAAAGAAGCCGUCCCCCUCGAGCCUCCCGACGCCAAGUACCAGCAGCUCAUGUGCUUCCACACCUACGCCGAACCCCACGAGGGCCGAGCCCCCAACCCCCCCACUCACAACGAGCUGGAAGAGCCCAUCCCUUUCUACGCCAUGGGCCGGGGCUCGAGCCCCAGCGCCGGCCCCGAGGAGAACAUCUACUCCGAGGUGGCGCUGGCCCGGCAGGAUCAGCCCGUUCCCUUUCCUCGGGGAGCCCGAGGCGCUUUCUCCACGCUGCUCCCCAAAUCCCGCCCUCACCGCCGGCUUUUCCGCAGCUUGUCCAGCCAGGCCUCCAAGAGGCGGCAGCUCCCGGCACCUCCCAGCGCAGACAGGAAGGGGAGAGGAGCCCCCAGCCCGGCCGUGGAGAUUCCCCAGGGCACGACGAACCCCGCGCUGGAGCUUGACGACCCCGUUUACAGCCGGAGGGCGAGCGCUGCAAAGCGAGCCGCGGGCGGUGGGCAGGAUGGCCCCAGGAACGUUUAUGAGCAGCUCUAAACCCUCCCGCGCAGGUAGGUCUGAGACCAGACCCAGCUCCCAGGCAGAAGGAAGCUCUCAGGCUCCUGCCCCGCCAAAAGAAGCCCUCGAACCUGGGAGGGGAGGUCCAGGACUGCAGCUGGCCCCUCCGCAGACAAGCAGUGCCCUGGCCAUACUGGUGCUGCCAGUUGGCUCCGUGCCGGGAUUCCCACACCCUUCCCAAGCCCCUGCGAGACAGUUAAGAGGGGGAACGGGUUUAAUUUAUCUCUGAACGCUUUCAGAAAGAGAUUGCUAUUAAUAGAAUGAGGGCGGAAGCAGCUAUUACCGUCCAAACAGAGAUGGGUUUUGGGCAGGGCUGGUGCAUCCAGAGUCAGAUAUUAAACUGGCCGCAAGCCCGAGCACCACCGCAGCCGGGCAGGGCCACUCUGAGUAUCACCAGCCUGGCGCUGACAUCUCCGAGCCCUGCCUGUUUCCUCAGCCACAAACCGUGGGAGAAUACCAACGCCAAGGACCAAAUUCAGCCGCUGGGGCUGAAAUGACAGAGCCAACGGCAUCCUCGCAGCAGACGUGCUGUGCCCAGCCUUAAAGGAGGCUAAAGCUCCACGCUGAGAUGUGACAGAACUUUGAGACAGGGAGGGGAAAGGGCUGUGGGGUUGGAGUUGUUUUCUUUUACCUCUCAGGGAAAAAAAAACAAAAAACACACACACAAAAAAAAAAACACAACACAAAACAACUCUACUUUCGCUUUUCACAAGCCUACAUUUUGUUGUUCUUAAACGGCCAAAAGCAAAGCAGAAGUCAGCCACCAUUCCCUUCCUCGUAACUCCCCCUCUAGUGCUAAAAAUGAGCCAUUACACUCCGAAAUGGAAAAAGAAAAGGCCAACUCGCGAGCUUCAGCCUCUCGGCUCGCUCCAGGACUCCACGAUCCCACCCAGAAGAAUUUGGGAGCCCGGAGCCUCCCGCCCCGCCGUGCUGCGAGUGCCACCGCCCUCGGCGUUUGAAGCGGAUGAAUCCCCGGGGUGGGGGGCACAGCUCAGUGCCGGGGGGGGGGGGGGGGUCGCACCCCAAAUGAGCUUGCACGGAGCAAAACUCCCUCGGACAAGCAUUUCGUCACCACCGGCUGCGCAAGGAGGUCAACUCUGUGAACAAACCCAAACAGCCACAGCACCCCCACACACACACACCCCACCCCCCCCCCAAAACCACCGGCGGGUGCAAAGGUGCUUCGGCCUUACCAGAGAGGGGAGAAGGAAAAUCAACGCCUCCAGCAAGGAGCUGAGCACCUCGCGACUGGAAACAGGUGUGGUUCGGUUCAUUUAAAAGUUUAUUCCUUUAUCAAAUCUCUUUUCAGAGGAUUUCGCUGUACAUAUAAGAUAUGAAUAAAUUACCCAACAGUAACUUUAUUCCGGUCAUUCAAAUACUCAAAAUGGGCUCUGCAAAGUACUAAAACAUCCAGGGAACUAAACUAGAAAUCAGAUUAUUUUAAAAUAUUCUAAGAAAAGACUUCAUUCAUGGGGGCUUUGUUUGCUUGUUUUUAACAGGUAACAUGGGAGAAAAACAACCUCUCGGGGAGUUUUUCUAAAUGGAGUAACAAAUAUUAGCCUUUUUAGCUGCGGUUACAACAAAUACAACCCUUAGUGGUGGGAAUGUAAGUUAAACAGCCAGACCAGCUCUCUGUCCCCUUCGGCAUCUCACGCUUUGGUGAACAACAAACUAAAGUGAGGCCACAGAGAUUUGGCUAAAGAUACGUGGAUCUGGCCAGCAAGGCUGCACAUGAUUUGCAGUCGUAUCGCCUAGACCUAAUACCUUAAAUAAAAGAUUCCAUUUUAAAAAGUUAAGGCCGGACACGGUCUCCUCUUCCCAGCCAGGAGGAUAAAGUUAACACUUAAUUGAAAUAAAAUUGAUAUAAACAAGAUGGAAAGAAAAAAAAAAAAAAAAAAUGUACACUUGGCAGCUUUCAUCUGUGUCUGCUCAGAGGAAAUACUGCUGCUUCACUCGCCGAGCUCACUGCCAGCUGCACUGCACCGUGCGAGGCUGGGAAAACUCGGUUCAGCAAGUCUGGAGAGCAGGCUGGUACAGCACUGCAGGCCUCGGGUCAGGGGGAGGAGGAGGAGGGAAAAGGGGGGGAAAAAAGGAAGAGAAACGUACAUACACACAGCGAUCACGUUUAUCCAAAAGCCCUCAGCAGCGGCUCACUCAUGCUGGGCAAGAGAUCCUCACUGCUUUUUGUGCGUUCCACACGCGGGGCGUUUUCACCUCUAUUGCAAGCUCUGACCUGUAAAGGAGUUUCCCCUCAGCAUGGUUUGAGACAUACAGGCGGGUGGAGCUGAGAAUAAAAACACUAACUUAGCCACACUUAAAAAGAAAAAAAAAAAAAAAGAAAAAAGAUAUCGAAAUCAUUUGCAUGAGAGGAGCACUGGAUUUACUCGGACUUGAGUAAGCAGCCAUGAAAACAUGUCAAACAAAAGGACCGAAA
This is a messenger RNA of Tyto alba (common barn owl), 4381 nucleotides long. It is a transcript of the gene SH2D2A, whose product is annotated as SH2 domain containing 2A. The transcript has 8 exons. Bases 499 to 1926 code for a protein of 475 amino acids. The record is from RefSeq and is a predicted model, not a curated record. Gene Ontology annotation, cellular component: cytoplasm. NCBI's taxonomy places the organism in Eukaryota, Metazoa, Chordata, Aves, Strigiformes, Tytonidae.